This is a messenger RNA of Pseudomassariella vexata, 1056 nucleotides long. RefSeq lists its product as uncharacterized. The record is from RefSeq and is a predicted model, not a curated record. NCBI's taxonomy places the organism in Eukaryota, Fungi, Ascomycota, Sordariomycetes, Amphisphaeriales, Pseudomassariaceae. The coding region runs from base 1 to 1056 and encodes 351 amino acids. The transcript has 4 exons. Gene Ontology annotation, cellular component: membrane.
AUGGCUCUGCCCUUGCUCAAAUCCCUCGAGGAAUGCGCCGACUUCUCCCAAACCGUCGAACCGUUCGUACCCCAACUCUAUGAACUGCCCCGGGAGCUUAUCGAACGCGCGUCAAGCUUAGACGGAUUGCUUGACCUCUACAAACACACCAACCCCCUUGUCUCAGGGUUUGCCUACUCCCUAUUCCUGGCAGUCGUAUUCUUUGUCGUGUCGGAACUCAACAGGAACUACUCCCAAGUAGAUCGCAUGUGGAGUCUUCUACCAACCAUCUACAACGCCCACUUUGCUGCUUGGUCUCACGUGAAUAAUCUCCCGAGUAAGAGGGUCGAUCUUGUGCUGCUAUGGAGUAUUAUUUGGAGUGCCCGUCUUACUUUCAACUACUGGCGGAAGGGGGGCUAUUCCGUCGGGUCGGAGGAUUAUAGAUGGUACAUUGUGCGCAACAAGGCUCAUCCAGUAUUGUUUUUCCUCUUCAACGUUACCUUCAUCUCGUUCAUUCAAAGUGUCCUACUACUUCUGCUUGCAACACCAACCUACGCAAUUAUGCUAGCAGCGCAACACGAAAAAGAUAUCACGGCAGCGGAUCUGGCGUUUAUGGCGGUGCAGCUAGGGCUGGUCCUCAUCGAAUGGUUCAGUGAUCAACAACAGUGGGACUACCAGAAUGCGAAACAUAAGUACCAGAAGACAGCCAAACUGCCUCCUGGAUUCCAGCAGCAGGAUCUUGACCGUGGCUUCAUUACAUCCGGGCUUUGGGCGUAUUGCAGACAUCCCAAUUUCUCAGCUGAGCAGACGAUAUGGUUCGUGCUAUACCAAUGGAGCUGCUAUGCCUGCAAGGUUCUCUACAGCUGGACUGGAGUUGGCUCGAUGGCCUUGAUCCUGCUGUUUCAGGGUUCAACUUGGCUCACCGAACUGAUCACGUCACAAAAAUAUCCCGAGUACAAGCACUACCAACAUCAGGUUGGCAUGCAAAUACCGAGCCUGACUCCAUACGAGACCCCCAAGCCUAAGGUAAUUCGGACGAGCGACUUGGCCAAAAGGCAGAAGGCAAAACAAAAGUAG